This is a messenger RNA of Motacilla alba alba, 814 nucleotides long. RefSeq names its product scale keratin-like. Gene Ontology annotation, molecular function: structural constituent of cytoskeleton. The transcript has a single exon. Lineage: Eukaryota; Metazoa; Chordata; Aves; Passeriformes; Motacillidae. The coding region runs from base 298 to 690 and encodes 130 amino acids. The record is from RefSeq and is a predicted model, not a curated record. Gene Ontology annotation, cellular component: intermediate filament.
CCGCACAGCCCUGGUGUCAGCAGCAGCAGCAGCAGCAGCAGGGAGUGUCCCCUGUGCAGAUUGGCCAGGCUGGAGCUGAGCAAUGCCGGGGCUGCUAUAAAAGCCCUGCCUGGGCCAGACUGGACCAAGCACUGUCCUGGCCACCUUCUCCUCCUCAGGAACAAGGGUAAGUGUGCCAGCGCUUCUGCUCGCGGCUCCCUGCUCCAGCCCCGGCCCCUGUGGCUCGGGCGCUGCCCUGGGCUGCUCUCCUGCCAUGGCUGCCCUCUCUUGCAGAGCACCCUCGGACCCCACGCCAAGAUGUCCUGCUACGACCUGUGCCCCCCGAAAGCCAGCGCGGACCUGUGCCCACCCAGGACCAGCGUGGCUGUGCCCCAGCCCAUCGCUGAGAGCUGCAACGAGCUGUGCGCCCGCCAGUGCCCCGACUCCUCUGCCUUCAUCCAGCCGCCACCCGUGGUGGUCACCUUCCCCGGCCCCAUCCUCAGCUCCUUCCCCCAGCAGGCCGUGGUGGGCUCCUCCGGAGCACCGGCCUUUGGCGGCUCCCUGGGGCUGGGCGGCCUCUACGGCGCCGGCGCCACCCAGGCCUCGGGGGGCCUCUGCACCUUUGGCAGAGCCUACGCUGCUCCCGCCUGCAGCCCUUGUGCCUGGCCCCGCUACAGCAAGAAGCUCUGGGACACCUGCGGGCCCUGCUAGAGCCACCAGCAACAGCCCCAAAGGCCCUUGGCCGCCUCAGCCCAGCAUGGAGAGGCUGAGCUCUGCACAAGCUGCCCUGGCCUCCUGCAGCCCGUGACCCCCGGCCUGCCUGGGGCCUGCCCAC